Tribolium castaneum (red flour beetle) is the source of this 2379-nucleotide messenger RNA. RefSeq lists its product as uncharacterized. The coding region runs from base 225 to 1502 and encodes 425 amino acids. The transcript has 9 exons. Lineage: Eukaryota; Metazoa; Arthropoda; Insecta; Coleoptera; Tenebrionidae. The record is from RefSeq and is a predicted model, not a curated record. Gene Ontology annotation, cellular component: trans-Golgi network. Gene Ontology annotation, biological process: Golgi to plasma membrane protein transport.
UUUUUGCCUUAUUGACUGGUGGUUUAGUGUCUUUAAUCGCGUGGAGUUGGGGGGGCAUCAGCUGAUUUUGACAGAUGUCAGGUUUGACAAGAUGGCGCUUGGAAGUUUUACGAGUUUUUAGACAAAGGAUCGUUCGAUUUAAGAGAAAAAGAAUAAACAGUUUUGAUUUGUUGCUUGUUGUGUAUUAUUGUUGAUUAAAGACUGGUUUUUAUUGAUUGCGGAAAAUGCUGACGCUCAACGUUGUUCCUGAACGUUCUUUGGGCUGUGAACAGUGGGAGUUUAUUGUAGGAAUGCAUUUUUCCCAGGCUAUUGCAAUUAUUCAGUCCCAAGUGGGCAACAUAAAGAAUGUACAAGUCCUCUAUAACGAUACUAACCCUUUAGACAUAGACCUCGUUCUUAAUUUACCCCAGGACGGCAUUAGAUUAUUUUUUGACCCCAUUUCACAGCGGCUAAAAAUAAUCGAAAUAUACUGUAUGAAAUUAGUCAAGUUAAAAUACUGUAACCUCCCAUUUAACUCGCCAGAAGUACUGCCAUCAAUCGAACAAAUUGAACACUCAUUCGGUGCCACUCAUCCAGGAGUAUAUGAUUCGGAGAAGGAGCUAUUCAUAUUGAAUUUUCGGGGACUUUCGUUCUAUUUUCCAGUCGAAUCAAAAUUCCAGUCUGGAAACACCCAUAAUCUGGGUUCUCUCCAAUUCCCCCCAGGGAGUUCCCCGCUAGUGUCACGCAUGACGAUUUACUACGGCUCAAAUAUCGAGCAGGCCUGCGCCCCCGAACUGCCCCUGUCUUGUUACCACGGCCAAUUGUACCUCCAAAAGGCCGAAAUUUUGAGGGGCGAGUGCUACACCAGAGGAGUCAAGCUCAGCCUCCUUGCAGUUAACCGCACGGUUAUUACCAAUAAGAACAAAUUAAUUAGGCCGGUAAAAGAGAUGAGGUUUAGCUCAAACAACCGUCGAAUGGACUCAAAAAUCCAAUUCGACCGUGAGAUCCUCUUGGGGCACACGGCCCAAGACGUGGCCACGGCUUUAGGGGCCCCCAAUGAAGUCUUCUAUAAAAGUGAGGACAAAAUGCGGAUUCACACCCCCAACGCCCUGCGUCGCGACGCCGACACUAAGAGCGACUAUUUCUUCAAUUAUUUCACGUUGGGAUUGGACGUCCUGUUCGAUGCCCGUUCGCAUUUGGUGAAAAAAUUGGUCAUGCAUACGAAUUAUCCAGGCCAUUACAAUUUCAACAUUUACAUGAGAUGCGAAUUUAAGUUGGCGCUGAAUGGCGCCGAUAUCGACGCCUACUGCCAUUGGGACGAUAUCUGUAAACAACUGACGCCAAGUGAACGACCGGUUGUCUUAAAUAGGGCUAGCUCCACUAAUACGACCAAUCCGUUCGGGAGCACCUUGUGCUAUGGCUAUCAGGAUAUCAUCUUCGAGGUGAUGCCCAACAACCUGAUCGCCUCCUUGAGCGUGUACGGUGAUGGAAGGCCGUACCAGAGCGAAUCAGAGCAUGCGUGACAGAGGCUCUCUGCCACUUACCUCAUUCUGGCAAACAGGUACUGGCAACCGUAAGAAUCUAAUCCCCUACAUCCCUAGUAUACAACAUGUACAGUUAACGUCAAUAUCUAGUAACGGAUUUAUAGCUUAAUUGUAAGGUUAAUUACUCUAGUUAAUUGAAAAAAUUAACCAAAAAAAAUUCAAAAGUGUGAUGAAAACCAAAAAAAUUCAAUAAAUGAAAAAAUUGGUAAAAAAAUUGCAAGCCCUGGCUAGUAUAAUUAGCUUUGUGAAAUUGUGAGCUUAAAGAGCGCAGGGUGAUGUGUUCAAUUUCGUUUUUGCCAUUUGGAAGUUUCCCUGUAAAUAUAUUUCAACUUUUGUCCACACAAUAAUAAUGGUUUCAAAACCAAAGAAAAAUGUAAAAAGUUUUUAUAGGACGUUGCGUUUCAGUUUGUGAGCGUUUUUAUUAAGCAAUAAGUGUGUAGUAAUUUAUGUUUAAUUUAUGUAACGGAUCACCUGAGCGGUAUUUAAUUUGCGCAUUACUGCAGUAAUGUUUUUCCAAUUCAGUUUGUACAUUAUUGUAUCAAUAAAUAUUACCGUAAGUUAGUCAUACUGAUCUGGUUUGUUGCUUCUUUUCGAAAUCAACGGCCGGACUUGCAUUCGGUGCAUUUGUUUCGUGAUAUGACGCCAGUACAUCGGGGAUUCCCACAGGUCUCCCGACACGCAUGCAAGUCCGCCGUUCGUGUGACCAACUGUUUAUAUUUAUUUAUGUGAUUACGCUCUUGAGACAGUAUAUUUUUAUAUUUAAUCAUAAUCAUUUCAGAUCUCAUAAGGCUUUAGUUUUAAAACAAAAUAAAAAUGUGAUUCAUGUCAUUUAUACAAAUAAAAAACUUCAAAAACC